Daktulosphaira vitifoliae (grape phylloxera) is the source of this 2012-nucleotide messenger RNA. RefSeq lists its product as uncharacterized. Lineage: Eukaryota; Metazoa; Arthropoda; Insecta; Hemiptera; Phylloxeridae. The record is from RefSeq and is a predicted model, not a curated record. The transcript is spliced from 2 exons. The coding region runs from base 45 to 1355 and encodes 436 amino acids.
CACAUUUUUAAUAGGUCGUAAACGAAAAUUAUACUUUUGCUAUAAUGAUACGUCACAUAGUAUUCCAAACUAUUUUUUUUGCAUUAUUGUAUCAGCUAAAUUGUCAGUCAUCGAAAAUGCAAUGUAAAAAAAAUGCUCAUUUUUUAAUGCUAGUAAAUGAUAUUUUUGAAGAAUAUUUACUUACGGAUAAAAAACUUCAAGAACUUUUGGAACAAAAUGAGAGGGAUGAAAAAUUUUUGAUUCAUCGAGACAAAAACCUUAAAGUUAAAAUAUGGAAAUUAGGAUGCAAGUACACAGAACUUUGCCUUUAUAUAAUGUACCACAUCAAAUUUGACAUGGUAGAUAAAGAUGAUAUAAAUUAUGAUGUGCUAGAGGUAUUUAGGGUAAUUUUACAUCGCAUUCUAUCGAUAUACUACUAUACAAUAGGUUUUACUACAAAAGAGAUUUGGUACACAUCAAUUACUAUAAAUGCAUUGUUUGAAAAAAAAAUAACACCAGUAGAAGUUAACUUUUGUUAUAUCUCAAAUAUUUACGACUUUUGUAAAGUGAGCUUUUACCAAAAUAAUUUACAAAAUUUUCCUAGAACAUAUGAUAAUUACCCUGAUCUUAGUACAAUAUACGAAAUAUCAAAACAAUUAAAAUUGUAUUCCGAUUUUUAUCCUGAGACAUUUAACGAAAUUUAUCAGUAUGAAGACGUAUCGAAUGUUUAUAGCUUUUUUUGGGAUAACACUGAUGGUUAUAAGACAUUCAUUCCUCCUAAAAAAAUAUUUCCAAGUUAUAAUGAAUAUCAUAUAGCACAGACAUAUUGGACAGCGUGCAAAAAUUGGAAAAGAAAAUAUAAUGAUUUGUUGUUAUAUACUGACGCUAUAAAGAGAAAUUUGUUUCUGGUAACUUAUUUUUAUUUGGCUCUACAUAGUAUUUAUCUUAUAAAUUGCUUUUCAGAAGAUUUUAACAGAGAAGAUUUUUUGAAUUUAUUUAAAAUCCCAUUAAACACAAUAAGUGAAAUCGGUGUAUUUUCAGGCGAAUUGUUUCAAAAACCAUUUAUGGGUUUCGUAGAUGACAUGAAAAAUGAUAAAAUAAUUAACCAGCAAACAUUAAUAAUGUAUACCACUAAAGUCAUACACUCUUUCAAUAUACAAGCACGAGUUUUUAGCAUUCCAUAUCUUAAUUUAUCUAACUUAAUACGUAAUAAUUCAAAAAAAAAUCUAUUUAUUCAUUCAACAGUAGAAGAGCAGUUAAAGUUGUAUGCUAGUGAUUUGCAAAAGUAUUUUGAAAAUGUAAGAGCUGGAAUGGCACCCGUUGAUUUUAUUAUUUUAAAAGUAUUUAAGUUUAGUCAUGAAUAUAAUCGUAUUUAAUUAUUACUUAGUAAUAAAUAAAUACAAGUAGUUGUAAAAUUUUGUUGCAUUUAUUUGGUGUUUCCCUUGUAUUUUUGAUUUUUGUAUAAUAAAAUUUAGGCUUUUCAGUCAUAUACUGUAAGAGAUGAUCCAAAAAUGAUCAUACGCCAUAUUGAUAAUUUUAAUAUACAAUUUAGUUUUACUUAAUAGUGGUACUCUUAAUAUACGAUUAAAUAAUAUUUUCCCAUUUGGAGCAAAAUAGGAAAUGUUUCUUCUUAGCAUACACUCAGACUGGUUCACUGUGCUACAGUGGCCCAAAGAUUAUUAUGUCUACGACAGAUUGACCAAGUACCAGGGGCGGAUCCAGAAUUUAUUCCAGGGGGGGCGUCAUUACAUACAUUUUUUUUUUUUUUAAGAACUGAUUUAUUAUUUUGUAUUUAUUACAUUACACGUUUUUAUUACAUGAUUAUUACAUUUCUAUUUUUGAAAAUUCGUUUAAUGUAUACUGCAUAAUAAUGUUUUUAAUUACUAUAGUAUAUGUUUUUUGAUGACUUUAAGGACAUAGGUAUAUAAAAAUAAACUCGUUAAUCAAAAUUAAUUGCAUAUGAAGAACUUUAUUUGAAAUUAAAAGCUAUUUAACAAAUAAAAACAAAAUAUAUAUUUCUUACAAUAUUAUAA